GCCACACACGGACCGGCUCAUGGAGACCAGCCCCAGAACCGGCUCCUCAUCCUGGAGGGAAAGGACCGUGUUCAGACGAAUCAGCACGUGGAUCCCUGUUGGCUUUAAACAGGAGUUACUGGAGUUAUGUAAACUGGCUUUUCCUGUUAUGGCGUCCCAGUUCAUGGGUUUUGCAUUGGGAUUCGUCAGUACUGUUUUCUGUGGUCAUCUAGGGAAGGUAGAGCUGGCAGGAGUGUCUUUAGCCAUAGCAGUCACUAACGUUACAGGCAUAUCAAUAGGAUUUGGUUUGGCAUCAGCCUGUGACACUCUGAUUUCUCAGACCUUUGGAAGUGGCAAUCACAUGAGAGUUGGAGUCAUUCUGCAGCGGGCUAUCUUUAUUUUGUUACUAGCAUGUUUCCCUUGCUGGGCGAUUCUUAUCAACACAGAGCCCAUUCUGUUGUUGGUCAGACAGGAACCAGAAGUUGCAAGGCUAGCUCAGACGUAUGUGCAGAUCUUUAUGCCAUCGCUUCCAGCUGUUUUUUUGUAUUCACUAGAAGCAAGAUAUUUGCAAAACCAGGGCAUCAUAUGGCCACAGGUCAUCACUGGCUUUGUGGUCAAUCUUCUUAAUGCUCUAAUCAACUACAUUGUCCUGUUUCCAUUAAAGCUGGGAGUAGUUGGCUCCGCUGUUGCCAAUAGUUUUUCUGAGUUUGCCAUGGCUGCAAUUCUCUUUGCCUAUAUGAUGUGGAAAGGACUUCAUAAGGCUACCUGGGGAGGCUGGUCUAAAGAAUCCUUGGCAGACUGGGGUUCAUUCAUCCGCUUGGCCAUUCCCAGCAUGGUCAUGUUGUGUGUUGAGUGGUGGACAUAUGAAAUUGGUGGUUUUCUAGCAGGUCUUAUAAGUGAGGUGGAACUUGGAGCUCAGUCAGUUGUCUACCAACUGGCCAAUGUGGCAUAUAUGUUCCCAUUAGGUUUCAGUGUGGCGGGCAGUGUAAGGGUUGGAAAUGCUUUGGGAGCUGGAGAUUCACAACAAGCCAAGCUCUCUGCUCAAGCGACACUAUUCUGUGCAUUUUCAAUCUCUUCAUGCUUGGCAAUUUUCUUUGAGAGCCUGAAGAACUACAUCUCUUAUGUUUUUACAUAUGAUGAACAAAUCAAGGAAAGGGUUUCUGAUGUUAUGGCUUUUUAUGCUCCAUUCAUGAUCCUAGAUGCAUUAAAUGCUGCCAUUGGAGGUAUUAUAAGAGGAGCAGGAAAACAGAGAGUUGGGGCAAUUUGCAACUUUGUGGGUUUUUAUUGUAUUGGUUUUCCAAUUGGAAUUCCUCUCAUGUUUGCAGCCAAACAAGGAAUAAUGGGUCUUUGGACUGGUAUUUUUACCUGUGUGUCUCUGCAAUGUACAUUCAUGAUCAUUUACUUAAUAAGAAUGAACUGGAGGGAAAUUACAACUGAGGCUCGGAUUAGAGCAGGGGUUGUAGACAACUCUACAAACACAAAUACCCAAUCAGAUGAUGCAGGAAAGUCAGAUGGACAAACCAUGGACCUGGUUGACAACGAGCAGCUCCCACCUUCAGGGAUGGAGAUAAAAAUAACAUCUCACAGGAUUCUGGUUCUGCGCAGAGGCCUGAUUCUGGCGCUCAUGCUGUUCAUUCUCGCUCUUGGAAUUAUUACCAAUUUACUGAUCACUAAUUUUGUGACAUGAAUGUUGCAACAUAGUUUUAUUCAGUGGAGUAACUCUUUGUUAUCAGUGCAGGAUGUGAUGUCGAUUGUUGCGUUACAGAGCACAGAGUGAAAUUGUGUUUGAUCACUAAAAUGAUCUCACAGUGUAUUCACAAUACUCACUGUACUAUUGCUGAAUACUGAGGGAUAAUGAUAGGGAUUCAAACUGAAGAGAGUUUUAGAAUGUUCGGGUAAAUUAUAUUAAACUGAGACAUUGACAU
This is a messenger RNA of Sphaeramia orbicularis (orbiculate cardinalfish), 1904 nucleotides long. It is a transcript of the gene slc47a3, whose product is annotated as solute carrier family 47 member 3. Gene Ontology annotation, cellular component: membrane. The record is from RefSeq and is a predicted model, not a curated record. Gene Ontology annotation, biological process: xenobiotic detoxification by transmembrane export across the plasma membrane. Lineage: Eukaryota; Metazoa; Chordata; Actinopteri; Kurtiformes; Apogonidae. The coding region runs from base 20 to 1666 and encodes 548 amino acids. Gene Ontology annotation, molecular function: antiporter activity; xenobiotic transmembrane transporter activity. The transcript is spliced from 17 exons.